UUUGCAUCAGUUCUUUUCUGACCGGGCUGACAGCAGCUAAAGUUGAAAAUGAAGCUUUACGGAGCUCUGGUGAUCUUGCUGACUGCAUCUGUAGCGUGUGGACUGAAAUGCUACUUAUGUGCAUUAGCUGAUCCUAAGUCCUGCACAGGCACAGCGACUUGUCCUGCAUCUUUUGACCGAUGUUUCUCUCAACAGCCAGAAGGAACGAAUUUGGUUACCAAGGGAUGCAUGCCCAGCCAAUUAUGCAUUGCAUCCAUAACUUGCUGUGAAGGGGACCUGUGCAACAGUGGCGUACCAACUGCAGACGGUGCCGUACCAACUGGCCCCGGCGUCAUCCUGCUGCUGCUGUCUUCAGCUCUUAUCACUCUCUUUAUUUAAGGCUCUGAAAUGUUGCUCCUGUUUUGGUCUAUAGUUUGAUCUCUCAGCAGCUAUGUUGAGGUGACACCAAAAAAAUUUAGUCAGGGCAAACAUGUUGCAUCAUGUAAUAGAGGUAUCUCCUGUAAACAAAAAAAUAAAUAAAUAAAUAAAAAAUAAACAAUAAUUGCAUGUAAGCCAUGAAUGAAUAAAUUACUCAAUCUAUUAA
Fundulus heteroclitus (mummichog) is the source of this 583-nucleotide messenger RNA. RefSeq names its product lymphocyte antigen 6G-like. The transcript is spliced from 3 exons. NCBI's taxonomy places the organism in Eukaryota, Metazoa, Chordata, Actinopteri, Cyprinodontiformes, Fundulidae. Bases 49 to 378 code for a protein of 109 amino acids. The record is from RefSeq and is a predicted model, not a curated record.